Choloepus didactylus (southern two-toed sloth) is the source of this 2823-nucleotide messenger RNA. It is a transcript of the gene DACT3, whose product is annotated as dishevelled binding antagonist of beta catenin 3. Lineage: Eukaryota; Metazoa; Chordata; Mammalia; Pilosa; Megalonychidae. Bases 34 to 1947 code for a protein of 637 amino acids. Gene Ontology annotation, cellular component: cytoplasm. The record is from RefSeq and is a predicted model, not a curated record. Gene Ontology annotation, biological process: negative regulation of canonical Wnt signaling pathway. The transcript has 4 exons.
GGCCCGGCAGGGCUGGGGCGGGGGGCCGCAGCCAUGAUCCGGGCCUUCUCGUUCCCGGUGAGCCCCGAGCGGGGCCGGCUGCGGGGCUGGCUGGAGGGCAGCCUGGCCGGGCUUUGCGAGUUGCACUGGCUCCGGGAGCGGCAGGAGUACCGCGUGCAGCAGGCGCUGCGGCUGGCCCAGCCCGGAAUGGGGGGCGCCGAGGCCGAGGACGAGGAGGACGCCGACGAGGACGAAGAUGCGGCGGCGGCGCGCCGGGCCGCAGCGGCCCUGGAGGAGCAGCUGGAGGCCUUGCCUGGGCUCAUCUGGGACCUGGGCCAGCAGCUGGGAGACCUGAGCCUGGAGUCUGGGGUCCUGGAGCAGGAGAGUGGGCGCAGCUCAGGCUUCUAUGAAGACCCCAGCUCCACAGGAGGUCCAGACUCAGCACCCUCGACCUUCUGUGGGGACAGUGGCUUCUCUGGUUCUGGCUUCUCUGGCUCUGGCUCCUCCUACGGACGCCUGGGUCCCUCUGAACCCCGGGGCAUCUAUGCCAGCGAGAGGCCCAAGUCCCUAGGAGACGCGUGUCCCAGCGCUCCGGAGGCGGUGGGCGCGCGGGCGGCCGUGCCGCGGUCCUUCUCGGCGCCCUACCCGACAGCGGCGGAGCCCGCGGGCCCGGAAGCCUGCUCCUCGGCGGAGCGGCGGGCUCGCGCGGGUCCCUUCCUGACGCCCAGCCCGCUGCACGCCGUGGCACUGCGCAGCCCGCGGCCACGUGGUCGCUUCCCUGCGGAUUCCUCCGACGCCGCGCCUGGCGCCGGGCGGCCCCUGGACGGCUACAUCUCGGCGCUCCUGCGCAGGCGCCGCCGCCGGGGGGCGGGUCAGCCCCGGACCAGCCCCGGGGGCGCGGACGGGGGCCCGCGGCGCCAGAACAGCGUGCGCCAGCGGCCGCCGGACGCGUCCCCGCCCCCCGGGGGCGUGCGACCCGCGCCGGAGCCUCCGGUGGAGCGCGCGGGGGGCCGUCCGGUAAGCCCGGCCUCCUUGGGCCGCGCCUGGGCCUCGCCGUGGGUGUCGGAGGCGGUGCCCGAGCCCGCCGCGCCUCCCGAUGCCCCCUCGCCCCCCGACAGCCCGGCUGAGGGCCGCCUGGUGAAGGCGCAGUACAUCCCGGGCGCACAGGCCGCCACUCGAGGCCUCCCGGGCCGCGCGGCGCGCCGCAAACCGCCGCCACUGACUCGCGGCCGCAGCGUGGAGCAGUCCCCACCCCGGGAGCGUCCCCGGGCCGCGGGCCGCCGCGGACGCAUGACCGAGGCCUCGGGCCGCCGGGGCUCACCCAGAGCGCGCAAGGCCGCGCGCUCCCAGUCCGAGACCAGCCUGCUGGGCCGUGCUGCCGCGGUCCCUCCCGGGCCCCCCAAAUACCCCACGGCUGAACGUGAAGAGCCACGGCCGCCCCGGCCCCGCCGAGGCCCAGCGCCCACGCUCGCGGCCCAGGCUGCAGGGUCCUGCCGCCGCUGGCGUUCCACGGCCGAGAUCGACGCUGCGGAUGGGCGCCGCGGUCGUCCCCGUGCGUCCGCGGCCCGCGACCCAGGCCCCGGCCCGUCCCCGUCAGCUCCGCAGCGCCGUCUGCUUUACGGCUGUGCGGGCAGCGACUCGGAGUGCUCGGUUGGGCGCCUGGGGCCCCUCGGACGCCGGGGGCCCGCGGGCGGCGGCGGCUAUGGGGAGAGCGAAUCGAGCGCCAGCGAGGGCGAGUCGCCUGCUUUCAGCUCCGCGUCCAGCGACUCGGACGGCAGCGGUGGCCUCGUGUGGCCGCAGCAGCUGGUGGCGGCCACCGCAGCCUCCUCUGGGCCCGUGGGUGGUGCAGGUGGAGGGGCUCCCGCGGGCCCAGCCAAGGUCUUUGUGAAGAUCAAGGCUUCCCACGCGCUCAAGAAAAAGAUACUGCGUUUCCGUUCGGGUUCUCUCAAGGUCAUGACUACAGUGUGAGUUUGGGGGUUUGCUUGGUUCCCCCCCACCCCGCCCCCCUGUUCAUGACCUUUGCACUCCCAAUCACUGACCCCUCCAUAACUCCCUUCCAAAGACCACCGUUUUCUCUGCUUCCAAAGACAGCCCCCCUCCCCUCCACUCUCCCCAUUCACAGCAGUUGUGGUUGAAAGGCUCUCCCGCAGGGAGGAAUGGGGGUGGGGGUGAGGAGCCCUGUUUGACCCACUUCAGCUUCUGGCUCCGGAGCCCUUGGGCAACCAAGUUCCCCUUCUCUGGGCCUCACUUUCAUCACCUGUGCAGUGGGUGCUGGUGUAUGCAGAAAGGGGUAAUUCAGUUCUAAUUUCUCCACUUGAGUUUAGACACUUAGUUUGUUUUUCACCCCUUCACUUCUCUGGAUGAGCCCUCUCAUCCUUCCUGUCUAUGUCCAGAUAUGGCCCUCACUCAUUCACAAAGCACCCUUUUCCCCCAUGUCCCUGGACCCUUAAGAUAUGCUCUUGGCAUCGUGGUCAGAGACUCUGUCUGACCCAGGUGGUGCCUGCAGAGUGACCUGGGAGGGAAAGAAGUGCUGACUUUGGGGUUUUGAGGGUCAAGUAGGAGUUGGUUACACCUGGAAAGAAGGACUCUUUCACCUCUGUCCCUGGACAACUAUGGGCUAUUGGGAGGUGGAAAAGGGGAAGAAGGAUGGCUUCUCUCUUGUGGCUCCCCUGUGAGAGGGAGUGGGGGAGCCCAGGAUGACCCUCAGCUGUUGCAAUCCAGUAUUUUUUUUCUUUUUAAAAAUUACUGUAUUUAUUAUGACGAUGGUGACUCCCCAGUGCACGGGGUGGGGGGGGGAGCUGUGUGUUUCUCUCGCCUCUUUGUAAAUAAAUGCACAGUGUUUCA